Hibiscus syriacus is the source of this 790-nucleotide messenger RNA. RefSeq names its product transcription factor MYB1-like. Bases 2 to 727 code for a protein of 241 amino acids. The transcript has 3 exons. NCBI's taxonomy places the organism in Eukaryota, Viridiplantae, Streptophyta, Magnoliopsida, Malvales, Malvaceae. The record is from RefSeq and is a predicted model, not a curated record.
AAUGAUUUUAGAUCAACAAGUUCGACGAGGGAAUAAAAAAAGUAUGGGAGGCGUUGCUUGGACCGAAGAAGAAGAUCAGUUGCUCAAGAAAUGUAUAGAUCGGUACGGUGAAGGGAAGUGGCAUCGGGUGCCUCUUUUGGCUGGUCUAAACAGGUGUCGUAAGAGCUGUCGACUGAGAUGGUUAAACUACCUACGUCCAAACAUCAAAAGAGGAAGUUUUGCAGAAGAUGAAGUUCAGCUCAUCAUUAAGCUUCACAAGCUCUUAGGAAACAAGUGGUCACUGAUUGCUGGGAGACUACCAGGAAGAACAGCAAAUGAUGUAAAGAAUUAUUGGAAUUGCCACCUGAGCAAGAAGCUCAGUGCUCAAGAAACCGAUAAGGAAUAUCAAACAGCUCGGAACAUCAUAAUAACAGGCUCGACCAAACCAAGAUUCCAAGAUUACCAUGUUGCUCCGAAUAGCCUACCGGCGAUCCAAGAAAGCAGCAAAUCGGUACCUUUCGACUUCAUUGAAGUCAAUCAACAAGGCCACGAGCUCGUGAAAGAAGAAAUGGAGAUCAGAGAACAGGAACCAGCGGGUGGUCUAUUUGUCGGAGAUUUGGCGACGGAGGGACGUCAGUUUGAGGAGUUUGAUGAAGUUAAUGUAUUGAGUAGGACUGAUGAAGGAUGCAGCAAAUGGGAUUGGGAUGACUUGAUGUUAGACAUGGAUUUAUGGACUGAUUUAUUGUGAUUGUGAGUUCCCUAAGUGGCAACAAUCAGAGCAAUUAACUCAUAUAAUGCAGUAAUAUAUAAA